This is a messenger RNA of Ipomoea triloba (trilobed morning glory), 987 nucleotides long. RefSeq lists its product as uncharacterized. The transcript has a single exon. Gene Ontology annotation, molecular function: acyltransferase activity, transferring groups other than amino-acyl groups. The record is from RefSeq and is a predicted model, not a curated record. The coding region runs from base 174 to 725 and encodes 183 amino acids. Lineage: Eukaryota; Viridiplantae; Streptophyta; Magnoliopsida; Solanales; Convolvulaceae.
ACAUCCCAAGAAAAAAUAAAAUAAUCAAUAUAUUGUAUGUAUCUAUUCAAAUUCUUGAUCCCCACUUCUUGAAAUUGAGCUAUUAUUGACUUCUGAUCCAUUCUUUGGCGGUGAUAAAAUAAAAAAUAAAAAUCUCCAUCUAUAAAUUACAAAGAGAAUCUGGCAGAGAAGCCAUGGAGAAAAUGGAAGAAACAGCCUGCAAAUCAGAAUCCCCAGAAAUCUGUCUGAGGCCAAUGGAGCUCUCGGACCUGGAUGAUUUCAUGGAGUGGGCAACAGAUGACAGGGUGAGCCGUUUCUGUAAGUGGGACACCUACACUUGUAGAGACCAAGCAGUGGACUAUAUAAACAACUAUGCAAUCCCACACACAUGGCUGAGAGUGAUUUGCCUUGAAAACAGGGCGAUUGGGGCAAUCACUGUGACCCCAAGGUCUGGGAGCGACAGUUGCAGAGGCGAGCUUGGCUAUGUGUUGACUCACAAGUACUGGGGCAAAGGGAUCGCAACAAGGGCAGUGAAGAUGGUGGCCUCUGCAAUCUUCUCAGAGUGGCCUCACAUGGAGAGGCUUGAGGCUUUUGUGGAUGUGGAUAACAAAGGCUCCCAGAGGGUAUUGGAGAAAUCUGGGUUUUUGAGAGAAGGGGUUUUGAGAAAGCACCAUAUCCUUAAAGGGAGAUCUAGAGAUUUUGUGAUUUACAGCCUCCUCUCCUCAGAUUCCCCUUCUCUAGGAUAGUCUCAUUGAUUCAUGUUAUUGGGUGCAGAGAAAAUAUUUUCUUGUGCACCAUAGUCUGAUCUUCUUUGUUGUUUGUGUGGGCAGUAUUGGAGCCCAUGGAGAUUGAUGGGUAUGGCAGGCAGAAUUCAGAAACAGGGCUUCAAUGUGAUUGUGUUCUUGAUGAAAUAAAAGUGUAUAUUUAGUUACCAUUGCUACUUUGUAAGUUGAAGAAUCAUUGUAAAAAUUCUUUGUAAUUUUUUGACAUAUACACAAUGUUUGUUAA